Molecule: messenger RNA, 3240 nt
Organism: Pseudomyrmex gracilis
Lineage: Eukaryota; Metazoa; Arthropoda; Insecta; Hymenoptera; Formicidae
Gene: Pgm1
Product: phosphoglucomutase
Exons: 8
Coding region: 345-2078 (577 amino acids)
Biological process (GO): carbohydrate metabolic process
Cellular component (GO): cytosol
Molecular function (GO): phosphoglucomutase activity; magnesium ion binding
Source: RefSeq, a predicted model, not a curated record
UGCGCGCGUUGGCGCGAGACGUGCACCUUUUUCGUUCCCGCGUCUCGAAAACGGGCGCGCGACGUCGUUUUAUUCGAUCAUUCCGUUUUAAGAACACGCUCGGCGUUCCCUGAUAUAAUCCCGUGGAUCGCGUCCUCUCGACACGGGCGAAACGGGCGACGGCGAGAUCGGGGUCGUUCCGCUCGACGCCUCGUUUUCCAGACGUGGGAACGAAAGUGCGAGCGAGAUCGGCUCGCUAAUGAGCGUCUCUCGCGAGAUUCUCUUCGUCGAGAGGCUCGGAAACAUCGAGAUUCUCCAAGGCGGGAUGUUGCUGAGUAGCGCGAGCAGCGGUUGACAUUCGUAAAAUGAGCGCACCUGCUGAACCCGGCGGGCAAGACACGAUGUCCACUACGUCGAUAACGAGUCUGACGGUGAAGACGCGGGUGUACGACGGCCAGAAGCCGGGCACCUCGGGUCUGCGUAAAGCCGUGAAGGUCUUUCAGCAGGAACACUACACGGAGAACUUUGUCCAGGCGAUACUGCUUGCUCUGGGCGAUCAACUGGCCGGCUGCACCCUCGUCGUCGGCGGCGACGGACGAUUUUACGGAAAGGAAGCGGUGACGAAGAUCAUACGUAUCGCCGCGGCGAAUGGGGUGAGAAAACUGAUAGUUGGACAGAAUGGCAUUCUCUCAACACCGGCGGUGUCGACCAUAAUUCGAAAGUAUAAAACGCACGGCGGGAUUGUUUUAACUGCGUCGCACAAUCCUGGCGGGCCCGAUGCUGACUUUGGCAUUAAAUUCAAUUGCGAUAACGGCGGCCCGGCUCCCGACAACGUGACGAACAAAAUCUACGAAAUCACCAAGACACUUCAGAGCUACAAGAUUAUUCCCGAAUUCGCCAUAGAUAUUGACAAAAUAGAAAACACAUCGAUCGAAGUCGACGGUAAACCGUUCACCGUUGACGUGAUCGAUUCCGUGAACGAUUACGUGGAACUCAUGAGGAACAUUUUUGAUUUUGCGAGUAUAAAAACGUUGUUGCAAGGAAGCGCGGACAGGCCGGCGUUCAAGAUUCUCAUCAAUGCGAUGAAUGGAGUUACGGGACCGUACGUUAAACGUAUAUUUAGCAGCGAAUUAGGCGUCGAUGACUCGAGUUUAGUCAAUAUAAAGCCAUUAGAAGAUUUCGGUGGUUUGCAUCCCGAUCCAAAUUUAACUUAUGCCAAAGAUUUAGUGAAUGCUAUAAAAGAGGGACCGUACGAUUUCGGUGCGGCUUUCGAUGGAGACGGUGACAGAAAUAUGAUCUUGGGCAAGAAAGCCUUCUUCGUUACUCCCUCCGAUUCCUUAGCGGUGUUAGCUGCUAAUCUAAAAUUAAUUCCAUAUUUCCAAAAGACUGGCGUCAAAGGAUACGCUAGAUCCAUGCCAACAGCCGCGGCUGUCGAUAGAGUUGCCGCGAAGAAUGAAAUGAAAUUCUUCGAAGUGCCCACCGGAUGGAAAUACUUCGGAAAUUUGAUGGACGCUGGGCAACUCUCGUUAUGCGGCGAGGAGAGCUUCGGUACCGGUUCCGAUCAUAUUCGCGAGAAGGACGGAAUAUGGGCUUGUCUCGCAUGGCUCAAUGUGAUCGCGGGGCUCGGCAAAUCUGUAGAAGACAUUUUAUUAGAUCAUUGGAAAGUUUAUGGUAGAAACUUCUUUACUAGAUAUGAUUAUGAAAAUUGCGAUUCCGCAUGCGCGGACAAAAUGAUGCAGAGCAUCGAGACUCUGAUCCAGAAGCCGGAAUUUAUCGGCAGAAAAUUGCAGUACGAAGGCAAAAUGUACGUGGUCAAGCACGCGGACAAUUACUCAUACACGGAUCCCGUUGACGGUAGCAAAGCUGCGAAACAGGGUCUACGGAUAUUGUUCGAGGACGGUUCCCGCAUAAUAUUCCGCUUAUCCGGAACGGGAAGUUCGGGCGCCACUAUCCGUAUGUAUAUCGACAGUUACGAAAAUGAUCCGGCUACUUUUGUGAAAGACGCACAACUCGUCUUGAAACCUUUAAUUAAUAUAGCGUUAGAAUUAAGCGAACUUCGUCAGCACACCGGACGCGACGCACCGACUGUGAUCACAUAAAGCGUCGCGUUCGUUUAUCUCUUUCAUCGCGUGGAAACAAUUGUCUCUCAUUGUCGACAGUUAUUUAUUGGAAAAGAUUUCUACAGCGAAAAAAAAAAAAACGUAAAGAAUUUAUUUUUGGGUUUUUACGGAGAUGAUACGUCCGCGAGAUUUCCGUUGUUCACAAAAUGCUCACAAAGCAAUAGGAAAUAAUUGUGUCGUUGGCAACAAUUGUGUGCGCGAGUGAAUUUUCCAUUUUUAUAAAAAUGUUUCCGGUUUCUCCCUCUAUGUCGCAACAACACGCGCAAUUCCAUCCAUCCUAUUGAUAUACACAUACGUUAAGCAAAAAAAAAGAAAAAGAAAAAAAAAAGAAAAAAAACCAACUUUUCGUGCAAAACUUUUUCAAUAUGCAUAUCUGAGUAGCGACUAAAAUGUUUAAACAAAAAAAAUCUACAUACUAGAUGCUCGGUAUUGAUGUGUUACAUUGCUUGAAUCUUUACAUUUACAAUCGAUAAGAGUCGAGAUGCAAAUCAAAUUUAUUUGAAAUCUCUCCGAGUGAGAUAUACGCGUCGAUAGUACGUAGUCCUGGUUCCGCGCCGAUCGUUCGAUACGCGUGUCGCGUACAGUACCAUCUCACGUACGUAAAACUCGCAAAGAUUAGAUUGUUGACAGCGCUGCUGUCGAACAAAAACUUUCAUUAUAAACAAAUUUUAUAUCAUAACGACACGUACGUUUCGCACUCAUAUGCUUAGCGUUAAAUUAUUACUCUUGUGUAUUGUAUCGGGUGUGUGUAGACAUUCUACAUGUACUGGAAAAAAAAAAAAAAGCUUUUUUGUGAAAAUGUUUUGUGACGCAACAUAUUGUUUUGUCAAAAAUAAUAUUGUUGAUGCGCAAAACUAUCUAGUUGUUGCCGCAGUAUAUAAUAAAUUAAAAAAAAAAAAAAAAAAAUGAGUGUAGGAGACGGUAUUUAUAGUGAGAUUGCUUGAGAUCGUCUUUAUUUACACAUGUACGCGUUUCAUAUGCAAACACGUAAAUAUAAAUAAGACGGUCUUCUUUCUCGAAGAAACGACUACGAAUACCGUUCUGUGUCUUCUAUGUAGGAAAUGCGUAGACGUUCGUCUGAACAAAUCGGUCGCGAGUAUGUAAACGUUCUGAAUUUAUUUGCCGUUAGAAAAAAAAAAAA